UCUCUCGUUCCUCCCCAACGUUUGACGGAAAGGAAUAGUGUAGAAGAAAUUUGAUCAAAUUUCUUGUCCAUUUUUGUAUUAUCGGCGAUGGCGGAAGGCCAUGGAGCUGAGCAUUUGAGAGAGCUCGACGAGACGCCGACCUGGGCGGUGGCCUCUGUGUGCGCCGUCAUCAUCUUAAUCUCUAUUUUAUUGGAGAAGGGUCUCCACCAUCUCGGAGAGUGGUUUACAGAAAGACACAAAAAGGCUAUGUUUGAAGCUCUCGAGAAGAUUAAGGGUGAGUUGAUGGUUCUGGGAUUCAUAUCCUUAAUUCUCACAUUUGGGCAGAAUUAUAUCAUUCAAAUUUGCAUACCUGAGAAAGCUGCGGACACUAUGUUGCCAUGUCACAUGGUGGAAGAAGCAGAAGUUGAAGGGCAUGGGAGUCGGGAUGGGGAAACUCAUCACAGGAGGCUAUUGUGGGAUGCACUAACAACAAUUUAUUCAAAUCGUAGACGUUUAAUGGAGCCAUUAGCAUCACAAUGUCUCAAGGGAAAGGUGCCACUUAUUUCCUUGCAUGGUCUGCAUCAGUUGCACAUCUUCAUAUUUUUCCUUGCAAUCUUUCACGUAUUAUAUAGUGCCCUUACAAUGACUUUGGGAAGAGAAAAGAUUGGAACCUGGAAAGAAUGGGAAAAAGAGACCUUGUCUCCUGAUUAUCAAUUCUCAAAUGAUCCAGCAAGAAUUAGGUUUUCACAUGAGACGUCAUUUGUGAGACAACACUCAAGUAUUUGGAACAGAGUGCCAUUCAUAUUCUACAUUGUUAGUUUCUUUCGUCAAUUCUUUAGAUCUGUGCGAAAGGCUGACUAUCUAGCGAUGCGUCAUGGUUUUAUCACAGUUCAUCUAGCUCCUGGUAGUAAAUUUGAUUUCCAAAAGUACAUAAAAAGGUCACUGGAGGAUGACUUCAAGGUUAUCGUGGGUAUCAGUCCUCUUCUAUGGUUCUCUGCAGUGAUGUUUUUGCUUCUAAAUGUGAAAGGGUGGCAUACCUUAUUUUGGAUAGCAGUCAUACCUCUCAUUACAAUCUUGUCUGUGGGCACUAAGUUGCAGGCUAUCAUCACUCAAAUGGCUCUUGAAAUUAAAGAGAGGCACGCAGUGAUUCAGGGAAUUCCUAUCGUACAGCUUAGUGAUCAUCACUUUUGGUUUGGACGUCCUCGGUUCAUUCUAUUUCUCAUUCACUUUACAUUGUUCCAGAAUGCUUUCCAGCUGAUAUAUUUUCUGUGGAUAUGGUACGAGUUUGGAUUGAAUUCCUGUUUCAAUGACAGUAGUAAGGUCAUGAUUGCCAGACUGUGUCUUGGAGUCGUAGUCCAGUUUCUAUGCAGUUAUACAACACUUCCUCUGUAUGCACUUGUAUCUCAGAUGGGUUCACACAUGAAAAGAUCUAUCUUCGACGAGCAAACAUCCAAAGCUAUAAAGAAAUGGCACCAAACUGCCAUGAAGAAAAAAAAGAACACACAGGGUUCACCCAAUGCCAGUCCCCCAAGAAGUCCAAAAGCAGUCACCAUGCACCCAAUUCAGGACCCAUCAUCCACAGGUGACAUUUUGCUAACACAUCGAAAAGGUCCGACACAAAGUCCUGAUGCUGAAGCUCUACUGGUAGCAGCCACUGCAGCUUCGACCUCGGUUGCGGCUUCCGAAGACAUCCUUACCGGGACAACUGAACAGCUCCAUGCAGUAGAACUGAAGAAAGAAGAGAAUUACCAAUUUAUUGAUCUUUCAUAAAAUCGUAAAACACGGAGUUUAG
Messenger RNA from Zingiber officinale, 1771 nucleotides. Its product is annotated as MLO-like protein 9. Gene Ontology annotation, cellular component: membrane. The record is from RefSeq and is a predicted model, not a curated record. The transcript is spliced from 16 exons. NCBI's taxonomy places the organism in Eukaryota, Viridiplantae, Streptophyta, Magnoliopsida, Zingiberales, Zingiberaceae. Gene Ontology annotation, biological process: defense response. The coding region runs from base 88 to 1749 and encodes 553 amino acids.